AUGAUAGAUUCCACUGAUCGGUCACUGAUGAGUCAGAAUCCUUUGUCAUCAUUAAAACAUUAUUGUAUCAAUGAAAUAUAUAUACGAAAUCAUCCAUAUAUCAUUUCAAUGUGUAUUCAAAAUUCUGAACAAAUUCAACUCGAAAUCUUAGUACAGCCAAAAGAAAGUGUCGAUCAAUGGAAAUCGAGUUUUAAUGUUCAUGAUAUUGAAAAAAUGACAGAAAAAACGGGUAAUUUUAAAUCAUUCAAUGUAUUUGUUGAUAUGUUAGAAGAUGCGAUUAAUCAAAAAAAUUCAUCAGUCAGUAUUGACUUAUUUACUUCUGAUGACCUUGAGUUUAUACGUAAAAAACAAGAAGAUCAGAAGAAAACUUCAACGACUAAGUUAUCAAAUAAACGUUAUUUAAUAUUGAUAUAUAAUGUUGAAUACGAUCGAAUUUAUUAUCCAUUGUCUCUUCGCUAUUAUGGUAGAUCUGAUACACUUGUUUUAAUCGAACAAAUUCGUCAAUUAACAGCAGAAAAUGAAUUAUUAAAAUCUCGCCUUGGUUCAUGUACUAAUAAUCUUGAGGAUUCUCACGAAGAAUAUUCCAAUUUGAGAAAAGAAAAUGAUAAUUAUCACCAACAGUUAUUAUUUCAUGAUGGAAAAGAAAAAGAUCUACAAGUUGAAUAUUUACGUCAAAUGAUUCGUGCCAAUGAAUAUGCUCUAAUUAAAGAACGAAUUAAUUUACAGAGAACAAAAGUAAAAACAAAUGAUCAUUAUAAAAAACUCAAUAAUCAAAUUGAAUUUUUAAAAAUAUCUGAAAGACAAUUAAAAUUAAAAAUGAAAAAUUUAACAAAUGAAAUUAGCUUACUCAAGAAAAACGCUUCACCAUGCAAUUAUCGACCGAGAUCGUCACCAUUGGAUUGUGCGAAGUCAACUGAUCAACAUCGAUAUCGUUCAAAGAGUGGCCCUAAACGAUUACCAUUGUCAACAAAUUCUCGUGCUCGUUUUAAUCCCACUGCAUACAUUCAUGAAAAAAAUCUUAAAUUACGGCAUGUGGAAUUAAAAAAAACAACAGAAACUCAUCAAAGAUUAAAUAUUGAUCAACAACAUUCAGAGUCGGAUUUUAGUGAUUCAAGUUUGAAAGCUAACAAUAAUAAUUGCGUUAAAUUGAAAUCAAGAAAAAAAUCGAGUCGAAAGCGAACAAAAGAAUUAACUCAACAAAAAUUUGAAAGCUCCAUCGAUUCAGAUAUCGAACGUAUUUCGUCACCAGUUGUUUUACGUAGGGCUGCAUCAAAUAAUUCAACAAAAGUUUUCUUGCCUGAAAAUUUUCAUCAUGAUCAAAUAAAUUUAAACUCAAACUUACAAAACUUCACUGACUCUGACAAUAUGGUCGAUAUUGAUAAACGAUUAAAAUCGCUAGAAAAAUUCAUUAAACAAACUUUACUAAUACACUAA
Rotaria socialis is the source of this 1434-nucleotide messenger RNA. The record is from the annotation of a GenBank genome assembly. Lineage: Eukaryota; Metazoa; Rotifera; Eurotatoria; Philodinida; Philodinidae.